Molecule: messenger RNA, 1444 nt
Organism: Salvelinus sp. IW2-2015
Lineage: Eukaryota; Metazoa; Chordata; Actinopteri; Salmoniformes; Salmonidae
Product: deoxycytidine kinase-like
Biological process (GO): nucleobase-containing compound metabolic process
Cellular component (GO): cytoplasm
Molecular function (GO): ATP binding; deoxycytidine kinase activity
Source: RefSeq, a predicted model, not a curated record
UCACUUCUCUGCAGAAGAAAGAAGACCUAUAGUAUCAUGUAGUGUAUGGCUCGUGUUGAUCAAAUCAUAUCCGUUGAAUAGGGUCGUUAUAACCAGUGGCGCAACAAACAGUAAAAUAGUAGGUGGGGCUAUAUCCCUCCUACCACAAACUUUAGAGAACUCCCAUGACAGGCUGCUUACAGUGUGACUAAGAGCUGUUGCCGCCAAAGUUUCAAACAUAACGCCACAACGCGCCUUCUGAACCAAUUGCAUCUGAAUUGAAGAUACUACAGUCCAGACAGCUGUAACGAAACGUUCGAGUUCAAGAAAAAUAGACCAAAUAUCUAAAAAAGAAAAUGUCUCCCACGCCGCCGAAGAGAGCAGGUCCUAGUCUCUUAAACGACACUAUGGACAAGACAAAACGAAUUUCAAUAGAAGGCAACAUUGCGGCGGGCAAAUCUACAUUCGUGCGCCUUCUGGAAGAGCAGAGCAAAGACUGGGAAGUAGUGCCCGAACCCAUCGCCAGGUGGUGCGAUGUACAAACACAACACAGCGAGUUUGAGGAGCUGACCGUGUCCCAGAAGAGUGGUGGUAACGUGCUGCAGAUGAUGUAUGAGAAGCCAGAGAGAUGGGCCUACACCUUCCAGACCUACGCUUGCAUGAGCAGGGUCCGCGCCCAGAUGAAAUCCACCCAUGGGAAGCUCAGAGAGGCAGAGAACCCAGUGCAGUUCUUCGAGCGCUCCGUCUACAGUGACAGGUACAUCUUUGCGGCAAACCUGUAUGAGAGUGAGUGUCUGAACGAGACAGAGUGGUCCAUCUACCAGGACUGGCACGGCUGGCUCCAUAAACAGUUUGGAAAACACAUCGAGCUGGAUGGCAUCAUCUACCUCCGAGCCGCACCAGAGAGAUGCAUGGAGAGGCUGCAUCGGAGAGGCAGAGAGGAGGAGCAGGGCAUUCCACUGGAGUACCUGGAGAAACUUCACUUCAAACACGAGAGCUGGCUGCAGCACAAAACCAUGUGUUAUAAGUAUUUGAAUAACGUGCUUCUGACGCUAGAUGUUAACGAAGAUUUCCAAGAGUUGACAAGGUCAAGGGUGCGGACAUGGGUGGAAAAGGUCAAAGAGUUUCUCAGUACCUUGUAAACAUUAGCUGAUGACAUCACAUCCUGCACUGAAGGGGAGCCAGAUGUGAGGAGACAUGUGGAACCUGACACGCUUUUUUGUAAUGAAUGAUUUUGAUUAUUUGUAUAUAUUAUUUUUACAGAAUUUUAAAUGUUUCGCACUGCAUGGGUACUAUAAUGAUUUUGUAUAGCUUGGUUUCACUUUCAUGGCGUGUGGUGUUGUUAUUUAAGCAAUAUGAAUGAGAAGGGGAGAAAACAUUGAUAUGUAUUUCAUCAUUGGUAAUCAUUUGGACGGUUUAAUGAAAACCUAAAAUAAAAUAGGCCUGCCAGUAUGAGGGAACCUAA